AUGGAAGUGGAUCUCUUAUUCCUACAAUCAGAGAAGCAGAUUUUAUGGAAGCUGAUCACUGAGAUCAAACCAGUUCCAUCAAACAUGGUCUUAAACACUGAGCAAUUGGUGACUAUCCAACAACUUCUAGACACUCAGAGGGAACAGCAGCAAGUCAUCAACAACUUAAAAGCUAUGAUUGAACUCUACAAACUAGGGCUCCAAAACACCAAGCACAUGUCUGAAGGUCAUCUUUACCAGGGCAAGACUGUCAGAGUGGAAAAUGAAAACCACCCAGAGAUAGACUCAGUUUACCCACUGCCAAAGUAA
This is a messenger RNA of Coccidioides immitis RS, 309 nucleotides long. RefSeq lists its product as uncharacterized. The coding region runs from base 1 to 309 and encodes 102 amino acids. The transcript has a single exon. The record is from RefSeq and is a predicted model, not a curated record. NCBI's taxonomy places the organism in Eukaryota, Fungi, Ascomycota, Eurotiomycetes, Onygenales, Onygenaceae.